AAUCAAUCAUGAAUCUUUGAUUUCUGUUUUUAUUUUACAUUUUGAUUUAUACAAAAUAUAUAUAAACUUUCAACUAUCACAGUGAUUUAUGGGACUAAUGAAUUUCGUUACCAGUUCUCUCAGUCACAACACUACAAAGAUGGUGAACAUGGCUACAAGUUCGGUGAAAAGAAAACCUGAAGAAGACUUUGCAAUUGUUGCUUCUAAAAGACCGAAGCAAAAUGACUUGGCAAUUAGAAACGUGCAGCAAAGUAUCAUGCAAAGGGGUCCACCUAGGUCUAGUUCUUUGAUGGCUCCCAUUAUGUUAUUGACUGGCCAUGAGAGUGAAGUUUUUACCACUGAAUUUCAUCCAGAUGGGGAUAUCCUUGCCUCUGCUGGAUUUGAUCGCUUGAUAUAUUUAUGGAAUGUUUACGGUGAAUGUGAAAAUUUUGCUGUUUUAAAAGGACACACUGGUGCUAUUAUGGAACUUCAUUUUAAUAUAGAUGGAAGUAUGAUUUUUACUGCUUCAACUGAUAAGACUGUUUGUUGUUGGGACUACGAAACUGGAAGUCGGUUGAAAAAAUUCAAGGGGCACCAAUCUUUUGUAAAUUCGUGUUGUCCAUCAAGACGGGGAAAUCAAAUGAUUGUUAGUGGAGCUGAUGACAGUACUAUCAAGCUUUGGGACAUUCGAAAAAAAGGAGCUGUUCAAACAUUCCAGGACAUUUAUCAGGUCACAGCUGUUAGCUUCAAUGAUACAUCAGAUCAAAUAUUGUCUGGUGGAAUUGAUAAUGAAGUAAAGGUUUGGGAUUUACGUAAAAAUGAUAUUCUUUACAAAAUGCCUGGACAUACUGAUACCAUUACGGGAUUCAAACUGAGUCCAGAUGGAUCAUUCCUCCUUUCAAAUGCUAUGGAUAACACAGUUCGUAUUUGGGAUGUUAGACCAUAUGCUCCUGUUGAACGAUGUGUGAAAGUGUUCAUGGGCGCACAACAUAAUUUUGAAAAAAAUUUAAUAAAAUGCUCCUGGUCACCGGAUGGUAAAAUGAUAACAUCUGGGUCAGGUGAUAGGUUUGUCUACGUGUGGGACACCCAAUCACGAAGGAUAUUAUAUAAGUUACCAGGUCACGAUGGUUCCGUCAAUGAUGUGGAUUUUCAUCCGAAAGAACCAAUAUUGUUAUCUGUUGGAAGUGAUAAAAAGAUUUAUCUUGGAGAGUUACAUUUGCGGUAAUACUGAACUUGCAGUAAACAAAUACAAAUACAUAGAAACCCGUGGAUGCGGAAAUCACCAGAUCAGAUGAGUUGAUGGAAUGUUUGCUAACUUAUACUGUUGCUUGAGUAGAGCUGUAAUUUUUUAGUUUUACUCUUAAAUGCUCCGGCAGAUAGCCAAUCACGAUUGCCCAAUAUCUAGUGAUGACGACAUUGGGACAUCCAUGAUGCAUAUGAUUUUUAUUGCUUACUUGAAGUACCACGUCUACAACCGUAUCUCUUGUACACUUAAGGCUAUGUACGUUUAUUUCUUUUGUCAACGGUCCAAUACACUCCAGCUAUAUUGUAAAGGUACAUUCUUGCAUAGUAUUUUUUAUUAUUUCAUAUAAUGUUGAUACAUGACAGUGAACGUUAAAAUGAAGCCUUGCUGUGCUUGGCAUGUGGAAGGUUUCCACUAAAUAAUUUUAAGUUUAUCGUUACAAAUACAGUGUCGACCUGUUGUAUAUAUUUUUUUUGUGCCAAUAAAGCAAAAAGUAGUUAGUUUUCUUUUGCA
This is a messenger RNA of Xenia sp. Carnegie-2017, 1735 nucleotides long. Its product is annotated as U5 small nuclear ribonucleoprotein 40 kDa protein-like. The transcript is spliced from 12 exons. Gene Ontology annotation, molecular function: RNA binding; protein binding. Gene Ontology annotation, cellular component: catalytic step 2 spliceosome. Bases 89 to 1204 code for a protein of 371 amino acids. The record is from RefSeq and is a predicted model, not a curated record. Lineage: Eukaryota; Metazoa; Cnidaria; Anthozoa; Malacalcyonacea; Xeniidae.